AUGCUGAAUGAGGGAAAUCUGAGUAUUGGAGCCCCUUUUGUCCUGUUGGGCUUCUCAGAAUACCCACAACUCCAGGCACCCUUAUUCCUGGUGUUCUUGACCAUCUACACAGUCACUCUGGUGGGAAAUCUGGGCUUAAUUGUGGUCACAAGGAUCAAUCCCAAACUGCAUACACCCAUGUACUUUUUCCUUAGGCAUCUGUCCUUUCUGGAUAUUUGCUAUUCCUCGGUCAGCACACCCAAACUGUUAGAAAUCUUGGUUGUGGAAGACAGAACUAUCUCCUUCAAAGGAUGCAUGACACAGUUUUUCUUUGGCUGCACAUUUGUGGUUACAGAAAUGUCCACCUUAGCGGUGAUGGCUUAUGACCGGUUUGUGGCUGUUUGUAACCCCUUGCUCUACACAGUUGCACUAUCUCACAAGCUCUGUGCUCUCUUGGUAACUGGGACUUAUUUGUGGGGUGCACUCUGUUCCCUCAUCCUCACAUGUUCUCUUUUGGAACUAUCCUACUGUGGACCUAACAUCAUCAAUCAUUUUGGAUGCGAGUACUCCGCCAUUCUCUCCCGCGCCUGUUCUGACCCCUACUUCAGUCAGAUGGCGUGUUUAGUCAUUUCUGUCUUCAAUGAGGCUUGCAGCCUCCUGAUCAUCCUGGCCUCCUAUGUCUUCAUCCUUGUCACUAUCAUCAGCAUGCCCUCUACAGGUGGACUCCGCAAAGCCUUCUCUACUUGCUCCUCUCACCUGACUGCUAUCUCCAUCUUCCAUGGGACCAUCCUCCUUCUCUACUGUGUGCCCAACUCUACGCGCUCAUUGCUUCUCAUCAAAGUGGCCACCGUGUUUUACACCAUUGUGAUCCCCAUGCUGAAUCCCCUCAUCUACAGCCUUAGAAAUAAUGACGUGAAGGAAACUGUGAGAAAAUUAAUUCACACCAAACUGCUUUCUCAUUCAAUAUAA
Molecule: messenger RNA, 948 nt
Organism: Tupaia belangeri chinensis (Chinese tree shrew)
Lineage: Eukaryota; Metazoa; Chordata; Mammalia; Scandentia; Tupaiidae
Product: olfactory receptor 5D18
Exons: 1
Coding region: 1-948 (315 amino acids)
Biological process (GO): G protein-coupled receptor signaling pathway
Cellular component (GO): membrane
Molecular function (GO): G protein-coupled receptor activity; olfactory receptor activity
Source: RefSeq, a predicted model, not a curated record